This is a messenger RNA of Xyrauchen texanus (razorback sucker), 2655 nucleotides long. Its product is annotated as proteinase-activated receptor 3-like. The transcript has 2 exons. Gene Ontology annotation, biological process: blood coagulation; positive regulation of Rho protein signal transduction; phospholipase C-activating G protein-coupled receptor signaling pathway. NCBI's taxonomy places the organism in Eukaryota, Metazoa, Chordata, Actinopteri, Cypriniformes, Catostomidae. Gene Ontology annotation, molecular function: thrombin-activated receptor activity. Bases 74 to 1216 code for a protein of 380 amino acids. The record is from RefSeq and is a predicted model, not a curated record. Gene Ontology annotation, cellular component: membrane.
CACAAACCAAAUAACGCUGAGACUACAAGAGUCGCUCGUUUUCGUCUGAAUAAACUGGACGUGUUUCGUCGUCAUGGGGACAUUUUUUCUUUUCAUUUGUGUCGCUUUACUUCUUCAGAAUGAGACUCGGGCUCAAGGAAAUAGGGCCAGGAUAAAGAGAAGCAACGGCACAGACAUGGUCAGCCCAAGAUUUUUUCUAGGAAAUGCCAUCCCAGACAACGUACCUCUCCCUCUGAACCAAACAGAACCAAAAACACGUAUCUCACCCUCCGCGCCCAUGGUUGCUAUAGAAGUGGAGUUGCGUAGUAACAACACGGCAACGUACCUCAGGGGUCCUCUUAGCAAGUGGUUCAUCCCAGCUGUCUACAUCAUUGCCAUCGUCAUUGGGAUUCCCGCCAAUAUUGCCAUUUUGGUUGCUGUUGGAGCCAAAGUGAGGACCAUUUCGUCGGCCAUUUUGUAUUGUAGCUUAGCGGUGUCUGACUUGCUACUUUUGCUUAGCCUGUUGCUAAAGGCACACUAUCACCUCAGCGGCAACCAUUGGAUAUUCGGCGAAACCGCUUGCCGCAUCACUACCGCCUGUUUCUACGGCAACCUCUACUGCUCAGCAUACACGCUAGCAUGCAUUAGCAUCAAGCGCUACUUAGCCAUUGUUCACCCAUUCCUGUAUAAGAGCUUGCCAAAGCGGUCCUUCACUGCAUGGAGUUGCGUAGCAGUUUGGAUCGUAUUUAUUAUCGGCAUUUUACCAGAGAUCAUAGUGCGACAGAGCUACCGCAUCGCACACCUUGGAAUCGUCACAUGCCGUGAUGUUCUUCCCGCCAAUUUAGACUAUUACCAAUGGCUUGUCUACUACAACCUCGGCCUUACCUGCGUUGGCUUCUUUCUUCCCCUAGUGGUGACAGUAGCGUGUUACGCUUCCAUAGUGUGGCACCUGAAUCGCUCACACCGCGACUGGGCCCUCUAUAUCAGAGCUAGCACAUUGAACUUCAUUAUCUUCAUCGUUUGCUUUGGUCCAAGUAGCUGCUUUCAUUUUUUGCAUUACGUGCUGCUGUCUACAAGUAUGACCGAGAAUUUCUACAUUUACUUUAGUGUGACUGUGUGCAUGUGUUGCCUGCAUAGCGCUCUGGAUCCAUUUCUCUUUGUUGUCAUGUCCAGGACUGUUGGAACGAAACACUACUUCCUUACGUGCAAAGGACAUGCACUUAGCAUUUCUGCUUAAAUCUUAAUCAAAACAGGAGCUAACUAGAACUAACAUGGCACUACCAAGGCCAAGAUCGUAGGUUGGUUCCCAGGGAAACAUCUCAAAUUCAUAGCUUGACUCUACUGUAAGUUGCUGUGGAAAAAAGCACCAGCAAAUGCAUAAAUGGUUACUGCCUACAUAGAUAGUUGCAUUUGGAAAACUCCAGAUACAACAUGAUCACACAAUAUAUUGACAUGCCACUUCCGAAUGCUUGUUUGCAUUUGGGUUAGGUCGUAGGGUUAAUAAAAUAUGCAUUCCUGUUGAAUGUAUUGAAUUAUUUAUAACUAAAAAUACAACUUGUGGUGGCCUGGGUAGCUCAGUGAGUAAAGAUGCUGACUACCACCCCAGGAGUUCGAAUCCCGUGCUGAGUGAUUCCAGCCAGGUCUCCUAAGCAACCAAAUUGCCCCGGUUGCUAGGGAGGGUAGUGUCACAUGUGGUAACCUCCUCAUUGUUGCUAUAAUGUGGUUCGCUCUCAGUGGGGUGCGUGGUGAGUUGUGCGUGGAUGCCGUGAAGCCUCCACACGCGCGAUAUCUCCGUACUAACGCGUUCAAAAAGCCACGUGAUAAGAUGUGCGGGUUGACGGUCUCAGACGCGGAGGCAACUGAGACUCGUCCUACGCCACCCAGCUUGAGGUGAGUCACUACGCCAACAUGAGGACUUAGAGUGCAUUGGCAAUUGGGCUUUCCAAAUUGGGGCAAAAAAGGGGAGAAUAUAAAACUCGCUUUUGGCGCCACCCUGUGGACAUUUCACCUCAACGACACUUCCAGCUUCGACCACAGGGGGCAGUGUUUCUAAUUUCUGUAUGCGCAGACCGAUUUCAACAGCAGAACUUUUCAUCUUGUUUUGUCAGAUUCACAGUAUGAUUAGUCUCCUAUAUAGGCAGCAACCUUGAGCAGGAUGUGCACCACACAAAAUAGUGUUCACAGUUGACGUGGUUCACAAUAGGAUUUUGCUAAGCUAACAACGCAAUACUCUUAUAAGCAUGAUAAUGACUCAACAUACACAAAUAUUGGGUAAAAUAGCUUAUUUUUAAUAAGACGUCAAAUCAGAUGUCUUUAGGUUUGCUUUAGGAACUGCCAAAAGGAGGGCAAACAGUUUUUAAAGAUCCAGCCAGUUCUGGUUGAUCCAGCUUAAAUCGGUUGGACAGAACCAGCACCUUUUAUACUGAAUACAAAUGCAGAGACAUUUGAAUGCCCUAGAAAGAAAAGGUUGUAAUAUACUGCCUGGGCAGUGUUCAGUGUGUGUCUGUGUAUGUCUGUUUGUGAACAAGGAAAUGUUAUAUAAUGCCUUGUUGAACGAGGCAAAGCUUGUCUAUACACCCUUUACUAUAUGCAUAGAGAAUGCUAAUGCUUUUGCAUUUAUCUUGAAUCCUUGAAGUUAGUUUUGUGGACAAAUAUCAAUUGUGACUACUAAUAAAU